Molecule: messenger RNA, 4525 nt
Organism: Megalobrama amblycephala (Wuchang bream)
Lineage: Eukaryota; Metazoa; Chordata; Actinopteri; Cypriniformes; Xenocyprididae
Gene: adra1aa
Product: adrenoceptor alpha 1Aa
Exons: 3
Coding region: 2418-3878 (486 amino acids)
Biological process (GO): adenylate cyclase-activating adrenergic receptor signaling pathway; positive regulation of cytosolic calcium ion concentration; cell-cell signaling
Cellular component (GO): membrane
Molecular function (GO): alpha1-adrenergic receptor activity
Source: RefSeq, a predicted model, not a curated record
CCAUGUAAAAGUAUCUUUUCUUUGCAAUAAGAGUAAAUAGUAAUUAUAUGCUAUCUAUACUUUGUAUUGGCAGUAUUCUCAGAAUUUUUUUUCAUUAACAGAAUGCAAGAAUAUCAUGGAGUGUAAAUGAUUAUAUUUAUUACAAUUAUUAAAUGGAUGCUGCCUUAUUCUGAGAAUAAAAAUCCUCCCUACACCUUCCCCUAACCCUACCUAAUAAACACAUUUAAUAUUAUUAAACACUCGUUUGUAGUUUAUUUCCACAUUAUUUUCAUUUUUAUUGUGUAAAUAAACACUCCGAAAAAGCAUACUGACCUCAAACUUUUGAACUAUCGAUAUAAAGAUAAACGCAGUUGCAGACUUUAAUGCUGGUCAUUUUCAAAUUGAUUAAUUCAUUUCUAAUGGCUUAUAAAUGAAAGAUUCCUUAUUAUGUCUUAGAGAAGAAAUAGAAUGUUUUUAUAGGUUUGAACAUUUCUAAAGAGAAUACAAAAGAAACACAGUCUAGUGUUGCACCAGCCAAACCCUGAGCCCAUGUGCGUGUUUGUGUUUCAGCACCGGUGUUUUCUAAAGCACAGUUCACGGUCGAGUGCAGCAGGAGUAAUUUUGUGUCCUAACACCUCCGUAGUGUCCGGGCAGCAGCGAGAGUCACCUCUGUGCCUCAUUAAGCUGGAAUUCAGAUCAAUAUUACGACUAAUAUCGGAAACACGAGAGCGUCUGAGUAGGAGUGUUAAGUUUGUGUAAAUUUCUCCUCUCAGAGUUAAUGGAUAGAGUCACAAACGGAUGGUAGGCGAUCUCAUUAGAAGUAAUUAGUGUCAAUCUGGAAAAAUAAUAGCAGAGUAAUGAAAAAGAUCAUUCUUUUAGUUUAAAAUGAGGCAUGUGUGGAGUUUAUAAUCAGCGGUUUGCCGCAUGUGUGCAGACUCUGCUCUCACAGCUUUGCACAACUGAAUUUAUUCGGACAUCAUUAUAAAUAGAGGCGGCAAAAAAGAUUAAUUUUACUGUCUGAUUCUGCUCAUGCCGUUUGGCAGAACACUGGUUAAGGUAGAAGAAUGACAGAACAGAACAGAAGAUUUUAAUUUCUAAAGGUCAGGAAGCCAGAAAUCUCUCAAAAGAAACAAAGCAAUACGUCUUUGUCGACAGACAGAAAAAAAAAAAAGAAAGAAAAACAAGAAAAGGGAUUUUGUUGUGCAGCUGAGGGAUUUGCCUGAAAUCAUGAGAUAUUUGAAUGUUAUUAAAUGUGUUUUCUUAACUUACUAAGCUUUUUCUGUGUCUUAUGGCAAGCAGCAAAAAUUGGCUUGAUUAAAGUGGGAAUUAGAGAGCAUGAAAACGCCAAAAAUUGUUUUUGAGGCAGCCUGUGUUUUUACCCAGUGGGGGCGUUUUUUUCACAACUGUGAGGAUAAAAAAAAAAAAAAAAAUCUGUUGCUGUUUCAGUUCGUUCUGAACCGGUCAGAGUCUCACAGGACACGAUCUUGUUAAAACCCUUGUAAGAAGGUUGUUUUCUGCAUCUGUGGCUUUCUUCGCUCAGAAACAACCUGAAACUCGCUUUUUACAUGUUCUGAAGAAAAUGGUUCAUCAGUGUUCAAACCAAACCAGCAUGACCGCUUUACGACCAAAUCUAUUCUGAUUGAAGCUGUUCACCUAAAAUUUGCACCAAGAACUGCUCUUCAGUCAAAAAUAUCUCCUAAGCACAUGCCAAAGUGCUUUUAGCUUCGACCUUGUUAUCCGCCAGUGACAUCAGCCAACGCCGUGCAGACUUUCAGUGUGAAUCUACGAGUGACCGCCAGCACCAUGUGGACUGUUUCCAACCAUGGCGGUCGUGCGCAAAAAGAUGAGAAGCCUUUCACCUUCACAAUGUGUGUUAAAACAUUUACAGUGCUUUAUGAAUGUGCAAAGCAAAUUGGAGGUUUGCAGAGCGUUUUGACACCUUCACACAUCGAUGCAUUGAUGCACAUCUAAAACAGAUCACUCAUGCAUCAAACCUCAUGCCUGGAAAUUACAGACAAACCUCUUUUGUACCCUAAUAAAUCACGCAAAUUGCAACAACGCCUUUUGUGCUAUUCUCAUUGUUCUCUCAGAUGUUGCAGCUGCACUUGGUUAUGAACAUGUCAAAACAUCCUUCGAAUUUAUGACUUUAUGACAAAAGAACCUGACAUUCUCCUCAGCAUAAUAUGUUUAGUUCCCCAUGUUUGUUUCUUCACCCACAGCGAUUUUCCACGAACAUGCUUCAUUAAAAGCCCAUCUAGGGCAUUGAGAAAUGAGAUCGCUUAAGUCCCGUUCCCUCAGAGCUCUACUGGAAAUGCUCUGAUUUUCUUGUACCACGGCCAACGCAGUAGAACAGUUUUCAACUUUUCCUUGGAUACAAUCGGAUAUUAAGGUGCAAACUGAACUGGAUACCACCUGGCUCACAAUCAGACCAUUAUUAAAUGCCUGGACGUCUUAAACAGAUGGUUCCCUUCAAAGACAACAUGACCCCGGAGUCAUUCUCCGAGAACUGCAGCAACUGCAGCCAAGUUCUCACCCCGGAGCUGAACGUCACGAAAGCCGUCGUUCUGGGAAUGGUGUUGGCGAUCUUCAUCGUUUUUGGCGUUCUGGGCAACAUCCUGGUUAUCCUCUCAGUGGCUUGCCACCGUAAUCUACGCACGGUUACGCAUUACUUCAUCGUGAACUUGGCGGUCGCGGACCUUCUGCUGAGCUCCACGGUUCUUCCCUUCUCCACGGUCUUUGAGAUGCUGGGUCGUUGGGUCUUCGGACGGACUUUUUGUGAUGUUUGGGCGGCCAUGGACGUGCUUUGCUGCACGGCAUCCAUCAUGAGCUUGUGCGUGAUCUCGGUGGACCGCUAUAUUGGCGUUAGCUAUCCUCUGCAGUACCCGUCCAUCAUGACGGAGCGACGAGCUUUGCUCGCGUUAAUAGUUCUGUGGGCUCUAUCAAUCACCAUCUCCAUUGGACCUCUUUUCGGCUGGAAGGAACCGGCGCCAGAUGACGAAUCCAUAUGCAAGAUAACCGAGGAACCCGGCUAUGCCAUCUUCUCCGCCUUGGGGUCCUUCUACCUCCCAUUGGUGGUGAUUCUCUCAAUGUACUGCCGCGUGUACGUGGUCGCAAAGAGGGAGACUCGAGGACUGAUUAGUGGACAGAAAACGGAAAAGUCCGAUCAUGCCGCGGAGGGCGUAACCUUGAGGAUACACCGUGGGAACACGACGGUGUCCGAGGAUGAGGCCUUGCGUAACCGGACAAACUUCACGCUACGUCUGCUCAAGUUCUCACGGGAAAAAAAGGCCGCUAAGACCCUGGGCAUCGUGGUCGGAUGCUUUGUCCUUUGUUGGCUUCCGUUUUUCCUGGUUCUUCCGAUCAGUUCCAUCUUCCCGACGUACAGACCCUCGGACACAGUCUUCAAGAUAACGUUUUGGCUGGGCUAUUUCAACAGCUGCAUCAACCCCAUCAUCUACCCCUGCUCCAGUCAGGAGUUUAAGAAAGCCUUCCUGAGUGUGUUGGGCGCACGCUGCCUCCGCAAGAGAUCCACGCCAUCCCACCAGCUGUACCAGAGCCAUAGUCCGCGGCACGGCCAGUCUCAGAUCCUCGGCCUGACGAGCCGUGACAAUCCAUCCCGCCUGAGCCCAUCCUCUUCCAUAGUGCUGUCUCGCAGCCCUUCCUCCAGGGACGGCCGGGACUGGCAGGCCCCUUCCCGGACCUCGUCGGUGGGGACGACCGGGGUCAGCACCGGGGUGAGCGUGGGAGCGAAAGUGGCGGGAAUGUGUGGUAAGAACCUGCUGAGGACGUGCUGCUGCGUGAUAAUGGAUUCGCCGCAGCCCGAGCCACCCGCGCACAACUCGCUUCCCGUCAUCAAAAUCCAUCAGCUCUCGCUGUGUGAGGACGGGGAUGCGGUGUGAAUGAGCAGCACACUGGGGAAAUCACUCUAAGGAGACUCACGCUGGCUGCGAUGCCAUUUUGCCACUUGAGUCUCAGACUCGAGAACACAAACUGAUGAACAAAAACCAGACUCUCUGAACUUAAACGAUCUGCGCUGGGAACAAUGAAAGCUGCUGCAAAGCUGUUGAUGCUUUUUAAAGGCACAGUUUACCAGUGAAUGAACACUGUCUUUAUUUACUCACCCUCAUGUUGUUCUAAACCUGUCGAAUGACAGUCGAUGAGUUGAAACGAAUGAGAUUUUGCAGCUUCAAUGGAGGGAAAUGCAUAAUGUCUUAACCCUGUAAAGCCUGAUGAUGAGAUCAUAGUCAGAAAAAUCUAAUUUUUGAGAUGGAACAGUUUAUUUAGCAAAAUCAAAAAAAAAAGUUUGCAUAUGUGUUUUAUGUUUUGAAUCAUAUGUGAUACAUCAGGCUUUUAUGGUUCAUACUGAGAAUUAUUGAGUUCAUAAUUGAGGAGGAAAAAACUCCUUAUUUAAUUCAGACGCCCAAACCGAGCAAAAAUAUUCAAUGAUGACAUUUAUAUGACCAAAAAGUAAGAUGGAAUUCUGAUGCUUGUAAUGUAAAUCAGUGAGAUCUUUAUAACAGUAAUCAAACUACUUACAUAAAAUGCA